Molecule: messenger RNA, 4178 nt
Organism: Hipposideros armiger (great roundleaf bat)
Lineage: Eukaryota; Metazoa; Chordata; Mammalia; Chiroptera; Hipposideridae
Gene: RNF31
Product: ring finger protein 31
Exons: 21
Coding region: 850-4095 (1081 amino acids)
Biological process (GO): protein linear polyubiquitination
Cellular component (GO): LUBAC complex
Molecular function (GO): linear polyubiquitin binding; ubiquitin protein ligase activity; zinc ion binding
Source: RefSeq, a predicted model, not a curated record
UUGAGACUAGGAGAGGCGGUGCUGACUCGGUCACAAGCCCAGGGGCUGUCCGAGGGAGGGGCUAGGACGGGUGGGACCGCAGAGCCCGAACUGGAGCAAUCUUUCCAGAGAAGGGGUGGGGCUUACAGGGAGAGGCAAGGGUAGUCCGGGGCAAGUCCAGGGUUGGGGAAAGAGGGAUGGAGAGUGGGAAAGGGGGUGUUCAGUGCUGGGGCUCUCCCUAGAAGUCUCGAUUGUGAGGAGGGGCUAGAGAGGAAUCAGAGCGGUGGGAGAAGUAGGAGGAAUCAGGGCCUGGGCUGAGAAGGACUAGGAGACUAUGAAAGGGAGUAGGCGCGGGUCUUCCUCCCGGAGGGCGCCUUGCCUUCAAGACCGACUGCAGAAGGAGCGGAGCUCGCUUGAGCCGGGCUCAGGCCGGCCAGAGUCGAGUCCCCGGCAAUUCAGAAACGAGCGGCAUCAGCCUAGAGGAAGGCAGGGAAGAGCUCUAGAACAGGGUUAAAAGCCGAGAGGCUCUAGGGGAGGAGCCAGCGACCAUUUACCCUUCUCAUUGGCUGGACCUUCUUGGCCACGCCCCAUAAUUCCCUGACCCCGCCUUGUCUUUACCUUAGACCCCUCCUCUUCCCCUGAAACUGGGUCGCAAUCCCGCCCUCUUUCCUAGUACUUCCUGUUCCCGGUUAACCCUGGCGGGGGGUCGGGCGCUGAAGAGUGACAGUGGCCUGAGUGACCCAGGAAGGUUGCGCGGAGUGGGUCUGGCCGCGAAGCUAAAUACCAGGCAGGAGCGGCGCCGCUCAGGCCGCGCACAGCCUGUGCGGUGUCCCGGUGGGCCGCGGGACUGGGGCUGACUCCUGUCUCGGGAUGCCGGUGGAGGAGGAGAAGCGGGCCUUCCUGGAGGCCCGCGAGGAGCUGGCGAGCGCCCUAAGGAGGGAUUCCGGGCAGACGUUUUCCGUGGAGCAGCUCCGGCCACUGCUGGUCACUUCUCUGCCUCCAGCCUCCCGCUACCUGCAGCUGGACGCCGCACGACUGGUCCGCUGUAACGCUCACGGGGAGACCCGAAACUACCUCAACACCCUGUCCACGGCCUUGAACAUCCUGGAGAAAUAUGGCCGCAACCUCCUCAGCCCUCAGAGGCCCCGGUACUGGCGCGGGGUCAAGUUUAAUAACCCGGUCUUUCGAACUACGGUGGAUGCUGUGCAGGGGGGCCGGGAUGUUCUGCGAUUGUAUGGCUACACAGAGGAGCAGCCUGAUGGGUUGAGCUUCCCUGAGGAGCAAGAGGAUCCAGAUGCAUACCAAGUUGCUACAGUCACACUGGAAGUACUGUUACUUCGGACAGAGCUCACCCUACUGUUACAGAAUACCCACCCAAGACAGCAAGCACUGGAGCAGCUGCUGAAAGACAAGGUUGAAGAUGAUGCGAUAAAGAUGCUCCAGCUCUCAGAGUUUGCCCCCGUACUGAAAGAGAUUGCUCCUGGCCCCCUCAUGACACCCUCUGCCCCAGGGUCCACUCCUGGUCCCUGCUUCUUCUGUGGUUCUGCCCCAGGCACACUGCACUGCUCAGCCUGUAAACAGGCCUUGUGUCCAGCUUGUGACCGCCUGUUCCAUGGGCACCCAUCCCGUGCCCAUCACCUCCGCCAGACCUUGCCCUGGGCCCCCCAGGCCACCCAUUUGACCCCCAGCUUACCUGUUUCAGCUCCACCACGGCCCCAGUCAACCUCCCUGCUGGCCUUGGAAGACAGCUCUCUUUCUUCUCCUGAUCCUGCAAGUGCCCGUCUGCCCUGGCACUGUACUGCCUGUGCCAUGUUAAAUGAAUCUUGGGCAGUGCUCUGUGUGGCCUGUGAUCGGCCCAGAGGCUGUAAGGGGUUGGGGCUGGGGAUCGAGGGUCCCCAAGGAGCUGGGGGCCUAGAACCUGAGCUUGCACGGGGUCGCUGGGCCUGCCAGAGCUGUACCUUUGAGAAUGAGGCAGCGGCUGUGCUGUGUGCCAUGUGUGAACGACCUCGGCUGGCUCAGCCUCCUAGCCUGGGGGUGGACUCUCGGGAUGCUGGCAUUUGCCUUCAGCCCCUUCAGCAGGGGGAUACUUUGCUCUCUUCUGCCCAGACUCCAGUCUGGCACUGUAUUCACUGUACCUUCUGCAACUCGGGCCCGGGCUGGGUAUGUGCUAUGUGCAACCGGACCAGCAGCCCCAUCCCAGUAAAGCACGCCCCCCGGCCCCAUGCCAGCUCUUCGGAAGAGCGACUCCCCGAUCCAGGGCCCCCACGAUGUCUCAGUGUCCCCCUGUCCAGUUCCUGUGGGGACCCUGAGAAGCAGCGCCAAGACAAGAUGCGGGAAGAAGGUCUUCAGCUAGUGAUCAAGAUCCGGGAAGGGGAAGCCGCAGGCGCCUGUCCAGAGGAGGUCUUCUCAGCUCUGCAGUACUCAGGCACCGAGGUGCCCUUGCAGUGGUUGCGGUCAGAGCUGCCCUACGUGCUGGAAAUGGUGGCUGAGCUAGCUGGACAGCAGGACCGGGGGCUGGGUGCCUUUUCCUGUCAAGAGGCCCGGAAAGCCUGGCUGGAUCGUCAUGGCAACCUUGAUGAAGCUGUGGAAGAGUGUGUAAGGGCCCGGCGGAGGAAGGUACCAGCUGUGCUGGAGGUGCAGGAACUCCGGUCCCUGGGCUUUGGGCCUGAGGAGGGGUCUCUUCAAGCACUGUUCCAACAUGGAGGUGAUGUGGCACGGGCCCUGACUGAGCUACAGCGCCAGCGCCUGGAGCCCUUCCAUCAGCGACUCUGGGACAGUGGCCCUGAGCCCACCCCUUCCUGGGAUGGGCCAGAUAAGCAGAGCCUGGUUAGACGGCUUUUGGCAGUCUAUGCACUCCCCAGCUGGGGCCGGGCAGAGCUGGCACUGUCGCUGCUGCAGGAGACACCCAGGAACUAUGAGUUGGGGGAUGUGGUGGAAGCUGUGAGGCAGAGCCAAGACCGGGCCUUCCUGCGCCGCUUGCUUGCCCAGGAGUGUGCCGUGUGCAGCUGGGUGCUGCCCCGCAACCGAAUGCAGGCUCUGACUUCCUGUGAGUGUACCAUCUGUCCUGACUGCUUCCGCCAGCACUUCACCAUUGCCUUGAAGGAGAAGCAUAUCACAGACAUGGUGUGCCCUGCCUGUGGUCGCCCUGACCUCACCGAUGACACACAGUUGCUCAGCUACUUCUCCACUCUUGAUAUCCAGCUUCGAGAGAGCCUAGAACCAGAUGCCUAUGCCCUGUUCCACAAGAAGCUAACUGAGGGUGUACUCAUGCGGGACCCCAAGUUCUUGUGGUGUGCCCAGUGCUCCUUUGGCUUCAUAUAUGAGCGUGAGCAGCUGGAAGCAACAUGUCCCCAGUGUCACCAGACCUUCUGUGUACGUUGUAAGCGCCAGUGGGAGGAGCAGCACCGAGGCCGGAGCUGCGAGGAUUUCCAAAACUGGAAACGUAACAACGACCCAGAAUACCAGGCUCAGGGCCUUGCAAUGUAUCUUCAGGAAAAUGGCAUUGACUGCCCCAAGUGCAAAUUCUCGUACGCACUGGCCCGAGGAGGCUGCAUGCACUUUCAUUGCACCCAGUGCCGCCACCAGUUCUGCAGUGGAUGCUAUAAUGCCUUUUACGCCAAGAAUAAAUGUCCAGACCCGAACUGCAGAGUGAAAAAGUCGCUACAUGGCCACCACCCCCGAGACUGCCUCUUCUACCUACGGGACUGGUCUGCCCUCCGGCUCCAGAAGCUGCUACAGGACAAUAACGUCAUGUUCAACACAGAGCCCCCAGCAGGGGCCCGGGCAGUCCCUGGAGGUGGCUGCCGAGUGAUGGAGCAGAAGGAGGUUCCCAAUGGGCUCCGGGAUGAAGCUUGUGGCAAGGAGACUCCAGCUGGCUAUGCGGGCCUCUGCCAGGCACACUACAAAGAGUAUCUUGUAAGCCUCAUCAAUGCUCACUCACUGGACCCAGCCACCCUGUAUGAGGUGGAGGAGCUGGAGACGGCUGCCGAGCGCUACCUGCAUGUGCGCCCCCAGCCGCUGGCUGGGGAGGAUGCCCCCGCCUACCACACCCGCUUGUUACAGAAGCUGAUGGAAGAGGUGCCUUUGGGACAGAGUAUCCCCCGCAGGAGGAAGUAGCUGAGGGCAAGGGUCCCAAUGAGGGUCUCAUGGCCUGACUCCUGCAAGAACAGCUCCAGCACCAAUAAAGAAGCAUCUCCUUG